AUGUCCUUCUCAAGUUUAGUUUCUACGCAAAUUAAUUACCUACCUGAUAUGCUAGACCCGUCGGAUACGAACCAAUUAAAUGAAUUUACUGGUGGUCAUUCAUCGUUUGAUCCAAUUAAUGGCCAAGAUGAUACGACCUUAGAAGAGUUUAUGGGCAUGACUUCUUCUCAACCAUAUUCGGCACAAAAUGAUAUUAUAUCUCUGGCACUGUAUCCUUUAUCGACGGCGUCAUAUCAACAGCUUCAAUCUCCAACCCUUCCUCAGCAAACUUCGUUACCUAUUUCGGGUCUUCCACAAAAUCAACUGUAUCACUUUCAAAAUCAGCAUCAGCAUCAACACCAACAAUUUCGUCCUCAACUUCAACCAUCCAUGGCGCUGCUGCUGCUGGUUCUGCUGCUGCCCCAAAUGGCAUACUCAUUGAACAGUUCUGGUGCGGUGCGUACGGGUAAUGGUCCGAACAGCAAUGCAUUUUUAUUCAACCCAAAAAUGUAUAAUGCCCUCGAAUACGACAGUCUCAAUAACUCUCAUAACUUUGGCAGUACCGAUUCGUCUGCGUUGUCGCAUUCAGCUUUAUUCAAUAAUGCCGGCUCGAAUUUAAAUGAUGUGACGUAUCCCAGCGAUACAACUUCCAAUCCGAACGUCUACUUGUAUUCAAACCAGACUUCAUACCCGAAUGCUAAUUCUGAGAAUCUCUCUCUGCAGAUCAAUAUAUAUUCGGGUACCAUUGGGACUGACCAGAAACAAAGUCAGGUCGUCGAUCAAAAUCAAGCAAACGGUCAUAGGGUGCAGAACACCAGCAAUAGCUAUUCUGGUUCACCCAAGUUCAUAUCAGAGCCGGCGGUCCCUCCAGGUAAAUCAUUUGAUAUCGCCCAACAGCAGCACCAUUUUUCACCCAUGCUGUCUCUUCCAAGUGCAUUGAGUUACCGUGGUAGCUUUAGUGGUCCAAGUUCGGGUUCAGAGUUUAACUAUUACCUGGUGUUGCCCGAUGAUACCAAAAAGAAUGAUGACACAACAAGAGUACUAGACAAAUACGAGGAGAAUCCAGUAAGGUCAGAUGGAUCAAAGAGAUACAAGGUCAUCAGAGGAGUAUCUGCGGGAGGUUGUUCUACACGACCACCAAAAGUGUCAGCAGGAAAUGAUUCAAUCUAUUUACCAGUCAAUUUGAAUAUAAUUGGGGCAUCUGUUAAGGAUAUAUGUUAUCCCAAAUGGUCCAUUUCAGAAAAAGAAGAUAGAAGGAGAAUAAUAAGGAUUGAGAGAAUCCAAAAUGGUCCAAAAUUGACUACGCACUUCACUAUUGUUGGUGCAGCGAACGAAAACCCAGUGACUUUACCUCCACCUCCAAAUAUAGAUGUGGUAGAGGUGUCUUGCUUAGAGUGCACUGUUAAAAUAAAUGAUGAAAACGAGAGUAGCGAUGAUGAAAAUAAAAAAGAUCCUAUCACGACUUAUGUUAAGAGUGAAAAUGAUGGAGAAGCAUACCAAUAUUACAUAACAUCUGUCGAAGUGAUUGAAAUAGUAGAACUUUUAAUUGGUAUGCAAUCAAAGGAUGUUGCGGAAAGGCGUAGAGAGAGAGGAAGAGUUCGCUCUAAUUUGGUUCCAUUUUGGUCCAAAAAGCCAAUCUCUUCCAGAAUGAGUGAAUCGACGUCAAGUGUGAAUGGUCCUGGUGGUCCGACGAAUCAAGACUUUCGAAAUGAGCUCGCAAAGAGAAUCAUGGGAUAUGAAAUAAGAAAACCGAGAGGCUUUGAUAAAGAAGUUAGGAUAUUAAGAUGGGAAAAGUUGGUUCCUGCUUUGAAAAGAGCAUUACAGAGUUACUACACUGAGAUACCUCUGAGCGACGCACACCUUGAAUUUGAUUGA
Molecule: messenger RNA, 1854 nt
Organism: Priceomyces carsonii
Lineage: Eukaryota; Fungi; Ascomycota; Pichiomycetes; Serinales; Debaryomycetaceae
Exons: 1
Coding region: 1-1854 (617 amino acids)
Source: RefSeq, a predicted model, not a curated record